AUGAACGUACUCUUCAACCAAGCCCUGAAACAAUCCACGGCUAUCCGAAAAGAUCUAGAAGCUUUCGCACAAGCACCUGCUACUGCAUCUCCUGCUCUACAAGGACAAAUAUCCACCACCCUCACUAGUCUUUCCCGAACGUUAGAAGACUACCAAAAUCUCUCGCGAAACGAGCUGAACGAGGAGAAGAAAGAGAAGGCCUUAGAGAGACUGAAGAACUUUCGCGCUGAUCUAGCAUCCUACCGCACGCAAUUUGAUCAGUUAAAAAGAGAGCGUGAGGCAGCCGUCGCUGCGAACAACAGGAAUGAACUACUAGGCCGACGGCCGCACCACGCUGCGACUCCAGAGAACCCAUAUGCCCAUGCCUCGAGUCAGAGUGCAUUCGCCCCUGCCCAUCGGAACACACAAGACGGGUUGUCCUUCGGCGGUGGCUCCAGCAAUUAUACCCGGGAGGAACACGCACUGCGAGAACAGAGCUUCUUCGAUACUGCCAACGCCCAACUCGAUGAGUUUCUAGAUCGAGGCCGAGCAGUGCUAGGUGAUUUGGGACAUCAGCGAGACAUUCUCAAGGGUACCCAGAGGAAGCUCUAUAGUGUUGCCAACACACUCGGUGUCAGCGGUGACACCAUCCGGAUGGUCGAACGAAGAGCUAUGCAAGACAAAUGGAUCUUCUGGGGAGGUGUUGUGGUUUUCUUCUCCUUCUGCUUCUUGGUCAUCUACCUGUUGAGAUGA
Messenger RNA from Cladophialophora immunda, 732 nucleotides. RefSeq lists its product as uncharacterized. Bases 1 to 732 code for a protein of 243 amino acids. Gene Ontology annotation, biological process: endoplasmic reticulum to Golgi vesicle-mediated transport; vesicle fusion. Gene Ontology annotation, cellular component: late endosome membrane; Golgi apparatus; ER to Golgi transport vesicle membrane. Lineage: Eukaryota; Fungi; Ascomycota; Eurotiomycetes; Chaetothyriales; Herpotrichiellaceae. The transcript has 2 exons. The record is from RefSeq and is a predicted model, not a curated record. Gene Ontology annotation, molecular function: SNARE binding; SNAP receptor activity.